AUGAAUGGGGGCCACCCCGGAGUGCCUGGUGCUGGGAGCCCCACACUCGCAGUCUGCUCCCUACAGAAGAUGUGCUCCUGGAUGCUGAGCUGUUGCUUAGCCCUUCAGCACCUGGCCGUGCAGACCUCCUUGCUCUGCAUCUUCCACCUCCUCCUCCUGCCCACCCUGCCUGAGGAGUCGCCCCAUGCCGAGGCCACCAGCGAGCUGCUGGCACGCAGCCUCUUUGCCUGUGGCAUCUCCACAGUGCUGCAGACCACCUUGGGGAGCCGGCUGCCGCUGGUUCAAAUCCCAUCCUUCGAGUACCUGCUCCCUGCCAUGGUGCUGAGCUCCCACCUGUCUCUCGGUGCCAGCAUGGACAGGAACGGCACGGCUGUGGCCAGCACGUGCCCCGCACCACGCUGCACCGUUGUGGGGAGCUGGGCUGCCUCGCUACGAGAGGUCUCUGGAGCUGUGGUGGUCUCUGGGAUGCUUCAGCUGGCACUAGGAGUGUCUGGCAUGUGUGGGUGGGCAGCCCAACACUGCGGGCCCAUGGUCCUGGCCCCUAGCCUCUCCAUCAUCGGGCUGUCUGCAUACAAGGAGGCUGCUUUCUUCUGCUCCACUAACUGGGGGGUAGCAUUGCUGCUCAUGCUCCUUGCUGUCACCUUCUCCCAGCACCUGGGGUCCUGCCGCCUGCCCUUCUGCACCUGGCCCCAGGCUUGGGGGGUGUCUACGGAGCCAUCCAUCCCCACUCUGCGCACGUUCUCGGUACUGUUCCCGUUUGCCGGUGUCUGCGUUGUUUGUGCCGUCCUCAGCCAUCUCCGUGUCCCUUGGGAAUCACUGGACCUGGCCACAUCACAGCUGUCCUGGGCCAACAGCACCUUCCAUGCCCCUUGGCUCCGCAUCCCCUAUGCAGGCGAGUGGGGGUGGCCGCUGCUCACCCCCCGGGCCCUGGCAGUGGGCAUCGCCAUGGCCGUCGGUUGCAGCAUGAACUCGGUGGGCUGCUACGUGCUGUGCGGGAGGCUGCUGCGCGCCCCCCGCCUGCCCCCCCCCGCCCGCAUCUGCACCGAAGGGCUGGGCAGCCUCCUGGCAGGGCUGCUGGGCACCCCAGGGGGCACGGCCGCCAGCAUUGCCAACGCCUGCGCCACUGGCCUCACGCAGGCUGACUCUCGCCACUCAGUGCAAGUAAGCGCGCUGGCGUGCAUGGUGCUGGGCAUGUCCCCAAGGCUGGCAGGGCUCCUCACCCGCAUCCCGCUGGCGGUCCAUGGAGGGGUGCUGUGUGUCACCUAUGCUGUGGCUGUGGGCGCGGGGAUCUCCUACUUCCAGUACACGGACAUCGACUCGGGGAGGAACAUCUUCAGCUGGGUGCCCCUGGACCUCCUUUUCCUCUCCCUGCUCAUGGUGCCUGUCAUCUUAACUGGCUUCUUGUCAUUUCUCCUGGAGAACACUGUCUCAGGAACGCUGGAGGAGCGAGGGCUGCUCUCCGACCUGGUGCUGCGGAAAGCCAGGGCGGGUGAUGGCCACCCCUGUGGAGAGAGGGGUGAAGCCAGCCAGGUGUAUGGGCUCCCCACUGCGCUGAGGAGGCUGCUGCCAUCCUCCUGCAAAGCCUUCCCCUGCUGCUUCCUCUGCCCGGGCAGUGAGGAAGAGGAGGAGAAGGAAGAGGAGGAGGGCAGCCAUGCCCCGGAGGAGGGGACCACUGCCCCAGGGGAAGGGACGCACCUGCUCCCCAAACCCAGCUCGCGGGAGCUGCAGCCAGCCAGGAGGCUGAGUGAGGUGGAGAUGCCCACAUGGCACACUGUGGCCUGA
Tauraco erythrolophus (red-crested turaco) is the source of this 1782-nucleotide messenger RNA. Lineage: Eukaryota; Metazoa; Chordata; Aves; Musophagiformes; Musophagidae. The record is from RefSeq and is a predicted model, not a curated record.